Dichomitus squalens LYAD-421 SS1 is the source of this 1568-nucleotide messenger RNA. RefSeq lists its product as uncharacterized. Gene Ontology annotation, biological process: transmembrane transport. Gene Ontology annotation, cellular component: membrane. The transcript is spliced from 8 exons. Lineage: Eukaryota; Fungi; Basidiomycota; Agaricomycetes; Polyporales; Polyporaceae. The record is from RefSeq and is a predicted model, not a curated record. Gene Ontology annotation, molecular function: transmembrane transporter activity. Bases 342 to 1568 code for a protein of 408 amino acids.
CCGUUAACACGAGCGUUCACUCUCCUAAUGAGAGCUAAAUUAAUACAUGUAGGUCCAGGCACAAAAUUCUAACCCGAUUUAGGAUAACUGAUAAGAAAAUUAUGCAUGCGCGCAGAGGUCGAUCGCUCCUUGGAGAUCAUUGACAUGGGUGGGACCUUUGGUCGGGCAUACAGAACGCCGUACCAGGUUGAGUCUGGCCCUCCUCGUCCUUUCGUCGACCCCUAGGCAGGCUUUUUCUCUUCGUGACAUUCGCCUUUGGUCCGAGCCGCUGCUCCGUCCCUAGACAGCCCACGAUUGACCUUGCAAUCAUCGACUAGCACCCUCUUGCGCACCUGCACACCAUGUCGCACCUGGCCCCGGAGAGCAUCAAGGCGGACGCACAAGCCCCUCCGUACGAGGGCGGCCCAUCAGGACCGACCGCGCGCACGGAGUCGAGCCUGAGCUUGGAUCAGAAGGUCUCGCGGGUGGAGAGCGAGCCUGUCGACGUCGUGCCCGAGACCGCUUCGCGCCCUCCGCUCGACUACUCCUCCGUGGGCGCGUUUUGCGCGAGCGUAUGGAGGCGGUUCGCGAGCCUUUGGACGAAGCGGUUCGUUUGGUCGCUGCUGGCGGGGCAGGUCGUCUCGCUGUGCAUCACCUGCACGAACGUGACGACGACGGAGCUUGUGAACCGGAACUGGUCUUUGCCGACGACUCAGACCUUCUUCCUGUACUUCUCUUUAUUCGUAAUCUAUACACCAUACACGAUCUACCGAUACGGGUUUGUAGGAUGGCUGAAGAUGAUCAUGAAGGACGGGUGGAAGUACUUCAUUCUCGCCGCGUGCGACGUCGAAGGGAACUUCCUGGUCGUCAAAGCAUACCAGUACACGACGCUUUUGUCCUGCAUGCUCCUCGACGCGUGGGCCAUCCCCGUAUGCCUGCUCUUCUGCUGGAUCUACAUGCGCCCGAAGUACCACUGGACGCAGCUCCUCGGCAUCUUCAUCUGCGUCGGGGGCCUCGGGAUGCUCGUCGCCUCGGACGAGCUCACGGACAAGGACUGGCCCGCGCUCAGUCGCGCGAAGGGCGACGUCUUCAUGCUCGUCGGCGCGUCGCUCUACGGCUUCACAAACGCGACGGAAGAGUUCUUCGUGCGCCGGUCCCCGCUCUACGAGGUCGUCGGGCAGCUGGGCAUGUGGGGCGUGCUCAUCAACGGCAUCCAGGCCGCGGGCCUCGAGCACCACGACAUGACCACCGCGAGCUGGAACGGGGCCACGAUCGGCCUGCUGGUCGCGUACACGGCCGCGAUGUUCAUCCUCUACACGGUCGCGCCGAUCCUGUACCGCAUGGCGUCGUCCGCGUACUACAACCUCAGCCUGCUCUCGUCGGACUUCUACGGGCUGCUGUUCGGGCUGUUCCUCUUCCACUACACCGUGUACUGGCUGUACUUCCCCGCGUUCGCGGUCGUCAUCCUCGGCCUCAUCAUCUACUUUUGGCACGCGAAGCCGGAAGACCAGGGCAAGAUCGAGCCCCGCGUGCCCGAGUACGUCAGCCCGCGGCAAGACAACCUGAACAUCGUCGCGGGGCAGGUGUAG